AUGAGUGGCCGUUUCUCUCGCACGAUCUAUGUUGGCAAUCUUCCUGCAGAUAUAAGGGAGUCAGAAGUUGAAGACAUAUUCUACAAGUAUGGACGUAUAUUGGAGAUUGAAUUGAAGAUUCCACCUCAGCCUCCUUCUUAUUGUUUUGUAGAGUUUGAGGAUGCUCGGGAUGCAGAAGGUGCUAUCAGGGGCAGAGAUGGCUAUAACUUUGAUGGGGGUCGACUGAGGGUCGAGCUUGCACAUGGUGGCAGAGGGCCGUUGUCUUCAAGUGAUCGUCGGGUUGGCUAUGGUGGCAGUGGCGGAGGAGGCGGCAGUGGCCGAUUUGGCACUUCGCGUCAUUCUGAGAAUCGAGUUAUUGUUCGUGGGCUUCCAUCUUCUGCUUCUUGGCAAGAUUUGAAGGAUCAUAUGCGAAAAGCUGGGGAUGUCUGUUUUGCUGAAGUUUCCCGUGACAGUGAAGGAACCUAUGGCCUAGUUGAUUAUGCUAAUUAUGAAGACAUGAAAUAUGCUGUCCGGAAACUUGAUGAUAGUGAAUUCAGAAAUCCCUGGACCAGAACUUAUAUCCGGGUAAGGGCAUAUAAGCGCAGGCUGUCAAGAAGCCCAAGUAGGAGCCACAGUCGAAGCAAAAGUCCAAAAAGGAAUAGAAGCAAAUCAAAUGAUCGAUCUGUUUCCAGAUCACCGUCUAAAUCUCCUGGUAAACCUUCCAGAGCCAGAUCAAUGUCGAGGUCAAGGUCAAGGUCCAGGUCCAGGUCCAGGUCCAGGUCGAGAUCAAUGUCAAAAUCAGCAUCUCCUCACCAGGCAAGAUCGGGCAGUGGCUAA
Fraxinus pennsylvanica is the source of this 816-nucleotide messenger RNA. The record is from the annotation of a GenBank genome assembly. NCBI's taxonomy places the organism in Eukaryota, Viridiplantae, Streptophyta, Magnoliopsida, Lamiales, Oleaceae.